AUGCGGGCCGAGGAUCCUGCUGCUGCUCAGAACACCCUCAAAAGAACCCUUAGGACAGUACUAUAUUUCUUUUUCUUUCUUCUUUUUGUGCAGGCGCUGAGUAGCAGUCUGUAUAAGAGUGCAUCUCCCUAUGGCUCUCUUAAUAACAUCGUGGAUGGGCUAAGCUCUCUCACCGAGCACUUCUCUGACCUAUCCCUCUCCUCAGAAGCCAGAAAACCCAGCAAGAGGCCACCUCCUAACUACCUAUGUCACCUCUGCUUUAACAAGGGACAUUACAUCAAAGACUGUCCACAGGCUCGUCCAAAAGGAGAAGGUCUGACCCCGUACCAGGGCAAGAAACGGUGCUUUGGUGAAUACAAGUGCCCCAAGUGCAAGAGAAAAUGGAUGAGUGGAAACUCCUGGGCUAACAUGGGACAAGAAUGUAUCAAGUGUCACAUCAAUGUUUAUCCUCACAAACAGAGACCCCUGGAGAAGCCAGAUGGCCUGGAUGUUUCAGAUCAGAGUAAGGAGCAUCCUCAGCAUCUGUGUGAGAAGUGCAAAGUUUUGGGCUACUACUGCCGCCGUGUGCAAUAAACCUUCCAGGGUAGCCUCUUCCGUCCCCAUCCUCCCGCGAGACCCUCUGGCAGCACGCAGUCAACAGCAACACGGAACCCAUGAGAAGAAAUAAAAAACUAAAACAGAUUGCCAAUUUUGCCUAUCUUUAAACUAAUAAUAUGCCUUACCAUUAAUAGAAUGUAACACUUUUCCUGUGUAUGUGUAUACGUGCAAGAUAUAUUUAUAGGACUACGGUGUGUUUUAUAUAGCUAUCUAUAUAUCUAUCAAACAGUGUUUCUGAAAGUGUUCACAAUGGGGAACCGAUCUUGUGGUUUCUCUUGAUUGUUUACACAGUUCCUAUAUCAUGGCCAAGUGAAAUGAAGAAAAGUGCUGUUUGUUAGGGAAGGUAUCAUGUUCACUGGGAGUAAACAUUAUGAAUGGCUUUUUGCAGGAGUUAGCUACCCUGCAAGGCUAUUAAUUGGGAGUCCUCACUUACCCCAUGAACAUUAUUCCUGUUAUAGGACAAGACAAAGGAAGAUUCAACAAACCCCAGCAUUAACAAAGGGAAACAUUGUUUCCCUUGCUUUGGAAGAUUAGAAAGUUCGGCGCUGCUGCUUUCUUGGACUUCCAUGACGCAGUGUAAUUUGGGUUGGGCAUAGGUGGACUCAGCGAGGGUAAAACCAAGUGUAUAAUUGUUUGAGGGAGUGGUUUUUGUAUGGAAAAGGAGAAUAACAACUGGACAGAUUAUCAGUAAGGAUUGCAGCAUCUGAUGGGAAGAAUAGCAUUUGCUUUCUUCAGGCUGUGAUUGACUGAUAUCCUUCUCUUGUCAUAUAAUUUCUUUUAAAUGGGCCCUUUAUGUGUAGUUGCUAUUCAUUAGGCCACAAGCACACUAAAUUUACUGUGAAUAAUGGGGAAUGAGAAUGAUUAAAUUUGUCCCCAAGCCUUAAUUGAGAGAGUAGCCAGACUUUAUAUUUAUACUAGUUUGUAAGCCACUUUCUGGAAAUAUUUUAACUCCUGUUUUCUACUGUGCAAAUUUGUUAGUAAUAUAAGAAGUAUAUACAUAUGUAGCCACAGGGGUUAUAUGGGGCAUGAAGAACGUAACCUUCCCUCUUCUCUGUCUUUCUAAAACAUCUAUAUAAGUUAGAGGAAAUGUAGUAAUUGUAUAUGGUUGUCCUAUUUUAGGUAGAAGGAACUUUGCGUUGGAGGAUCCUGUUAGAAAGAAAACUCUAUUAUCAGAGAUUUGGGAAUGUUGUGAAAUGAAAGUACUUCAAGAGAGUAUCCUGGUUUUAUAUGUAUUUUUAAGAGUACAUUGGCAAAAGGACAAAAUUAAUAAGACGUGUGUGUAUCAUCCACUGCUCUAGAAAACCACAGGAGGACAUUGAAAAAGAUAUUAACCCUUUUUUAUUUUCAUGAAUCUUUCAUUAGGAAAUGGAAUGCGUGUGUGACUGCAAUGUAGUGAGGAUGUUUUAAAUUCUAAACACGCAUAGCAAGUUAAAGCCAUUUCAAAGUUAAAUUUGACAUAUCCAAUGCAGCGUUGUCAUCUCAUGCCAAGGUAGGCUGAGGUGUUACCAGUACAACCCGUCAGAAUCCUGGGAAGCAAAUUAAAAACUUGUAACAAGCAGUCCCUUGAGAAGUGUGAAGAUCUUCACAAAGUUGAUCCAGAGUGAAAUUUUUACCAUUUCCAUGACUGUCUGUGAACAGGGCAAAGUGUUGUUAGGGCAGAAAUUAUGUAUUUAGAAACUUCACACACAAACACACCUCCGACAGGCUUCACAAUUUAUGGAGGUCUGCUCAUUAAAAUAGUGUUAUAGGAGACAAGACACGAAUUCUGUACUGGGUUCUGCCAGUGGCCUGCUGCUUGACAUUGGCAAUUCUCUGAGCCUUAGUUUCCCCGUGUGCAAAAAAAGGGUGAUAAUAUUUAACAUACCUACCUCACAAGGGUGUUGUGAGGUUUAUUUAAUGUCUAAAGGCAUUUUGACAUUGUUGGAUGAAAACUGCUAAUUACAAUACAAUAUUAAGUUAAACAUUUUGAAACUAGUUUUGCCCAGUUAGCAGUACCAUAACUGCAAACAUACUGAAAACAAAAAAAAAUUACUGAAAUUUAACACUAAUCACAGAUUUUGACUGCCUCGGUCAAGUGGGAUAUUUAGUAUUUCCAAGUGCAUUUUUCAUUGAAGGCUGAAAAAUAUAUUUAGGGACUGAUUUUUCUAAACAAAGCUUCUUAAUUUGCCCAUGAAAUAAGAAAAAUUGUGCAUGCCAGGUUAGAGGUCAGUUUUUAAAAUUUGGCCUCCGUAUUAAUUUUGAUCUAUUGUUUGAAGUGUGAGCAAUAUAAAGGGAAAGAUUGCAAGAUGGCCACCCAAUACACUAGCUAUAAUUUUUUCCCUUGAGCACUUAAUGGUACAGUAGCAGCAAUUUCUUUGACACAGCCUACAGCGACAGGAAAAGCUAGGAAACCGCACCACAAAAAGCUAAGAGAAAAGCUGUUUUCUCCAUAAAACUAUUACCCUGCCCCUCAGUUUCAAAAUAAUUUCAAAUUUGUGGCAACCACUAAAAGAGGGAACACUGUUGGUGAACAUCCAUUUGUAGCUGUCAUCACAGGCUGUAAUUUAAAAAGCUGCAGGUUCUUAACAUAGAUCAACUGAAGGACAUUACUACACAAAAGCGCUGCUUUUUUUACAUUAGCUCCAUUUUAAAUAUUAUUUGUCCACAUUCAAUAUUGCUUUAUGUUUUUUGUUUACAGAUUUCUAGGGUAUGUUUUAAACUAAGGUUCCCAAAUAUACAUCUUAUGUGGCUUUCAUACAACUAUCAUUUGCAUAUGUAUAGAAUAACCAUUUUUUACAACAUACUUACUGGAAGUUAAACACUCAUGUCAUCAUAUUAUCCUACAUGUUAGACAUGUCAACACAUUAA
Pelodiscus sinensis (Chinese soft-shelled turtle) is the source of this 3444-nucleotide messenger RNA. NCBI's taxonomy places the organism in Eukaryota, Metazoa, Chordata, Testudines, Trionychidae. The record is from RefSeq and is a predicted model, not a curated record.